GUGGUGGAAAAAAGUUCUCAGUUAUUUUCAUGCCAGAAGUAACGCUUCAGUCGUUCCUCCACGAUUGUGUUUAAGCCGUUUGAAGACAUCAAAGGGACCAGUAACUCUUAAGGAUGGGGACUAAACCAGGCCCAGUUCAGAUCGUCACAGUGUGUAAGGAGGAACACUCCUUUGCGCUGGACACGGAGGCUCUGGCCCAGGUUCUGUUGGCCCCCGAGGUCAGAGACAAAAAUGUGGUGGUCCUGUCAGUGGCUGGAGCCUUCAGAAAGGGCAAGAGCUUCCUGCUUGACUUCAUGCUCCGCUACAUGUACAGAAAGGGUGAUGAAAACUGGCUCGGUGAAGAUGACGAGGAGCUGGCUGGAUUUUCUUGGAGAGGCGGUUCUGAACCAGAGACAACAGGCAUCCAGCUGUGGAGUGAAGUUUUCCCCAUCCAAAAGAGCGAUGGAACAGAGGUGGCAGUGGUGUUGAUGGACACUCAGGGAGCCUUUGAUAACCAGUCCACCGUGAAGGACUGUGCCACCAUCUUCGCCCUCAGCACCAUGACCAGUUCAAUACAGAUCUACAAUCUGUCACAGAACGUACAAGAGGACGAUCUGCAGCAGCUACAGCUGUUCACGGAGUACGGUCGUCUUGCCAUGGAUGAGAUCUUUCAGAAGCCCUUCCAGUCCUUAAUGUUCCUAAUCAGGGACUGGAGCUUUCCCUAUGAAUAUUCCUACGGGUUUAAAGGAGGCAAUGAAUUCCUGGAUAAACGGUUACAGGUGAAUGAGACCCAGCACGAGGAGCUGCAAACAGUGAGGGAUCACAUCCAUUCAUGCUUCAGCAGCAUUUCCUGCUUCUUGUUACCUCACCCUGGGUUGAAGGUUGCCACCAGCCCUGAAUUUAAGGGACAGCUUAAUGCUGUUGCCCCGGAGUUCAAAGAGGAGCUGAAGAAACUGAUCCCUAAACUGCUGCAUCCCGAUCGUCUGUGUGAGAAGGAAAUAAAUGGAAACAAAGUCACUUGCAGGGGCCUGCUCGAGUUCUUCAAGGCUUACAUCAAGAUCUACCAGGGAGAAGAUUUGCCACAGCCAAAGACUAUGCUCAUGGCUACAGCAGAGGCCAAUAAUCUGGCAGCUGUGGCUACAGCCAAAGAUCAGUACAGCAAGAACAUGGAGAGGGUGUGCGGGGGAGACUUGCCCUAUGUGGCUCCGGACUCUCUGGAGGAAAAGCAUCACUUUUACUUCCGAGAGGCUCUUCAUAACUUCUCCAAGACCAAGAAGAUGGGCGGACAAGAGUUCUGCGACCGUUACCAAGCAGAGCUGGAACAAGAGCUGGCGGAAAUGUGGCAGUCACUCGGCAAGCACAAUGCGGCAAAAAACCUCUUCAGCGCCUUCCGGACACCUGCAGUGCUGUUUGUCCUGGUGUGCCUUCUCUACGUGCUGUCGGGUGUGUUGUUCUUCGUUGGCCUGUCUACCUUCGCCUUGGUGUGUGACUGUACUCUGGGUGUGGUCAUGAUGUCCAUGCUGACGUGGGCCUUCAUCCGCUACUCUGGUCGGUACCGGACUGUAGGAGGAGCCAUUGACCAGGCCGCAGGUGUCGUCCUGGACCAGGCCACCGUGGUGUUGAACAAGUCGAGAGGUACGGCCACCGGUGACCAGAAGAAAUCCAGAUAAAGGACCUCUGGACCUUCGUAAUCUCGACGCAAUGCUACCAGCACACCACACAAGCACACAUUCAGCACUAAAGCCUUAUUAUGCCUCCCAUUGGAACAAACAUGCAGCUCAACCAGAUUGCCACAAGGAACAAAACAUGAUGCCAAUCCACCAGCAUCUUUAUUAUGCACGUUACUCUGCCUGUCUACGUCCAGGCUUAUGUAAAGGUGACUGGAGUCACUGAGGCAGGGAGUUAAAUCAUUCCAAUCCCUCUUAUUGAUACUACAGGUCUUAAAUUGACACUGCCAUCAUUUUACAAGUUUACAAUUGGUCUUAAUGGACAUGUCGAUGUUUACCGUUAAACUUAUAAAACACAUUCUUGGGGAAGUCAGGGUGAUUAUCAAAGAAAGCUUCUGCGGUAUAUCUUGUUACCUUAAAAAAAAAUGCUGCCUUUAAAGCUUAUACAUUUAUACAUAUCACUUUGUGGCUAUAUUUUUUUACUUUGCGGCCUUAAAACAUUCCAUUCUGUUUGUGGAUUUGCUUUAUAUUUGAUAUAAACUAGCAUUUCUACUUUGAAAGGAGAAGAAGAGACACACUUUCUAUAUAGCACAGUAGAUUUUGGAAGUUGCAUAUAAUGGGAGUUCAGUUAAAUCUCAUUUGUUUCAAUUGCUUUGCUGGUUAUUCCUUAAUGGAACAUGUUACACUUUAUAGAUUUUGAUACUAUAUUCUAGACUCUUCUGGCAGAAUUAUAUAUAUAUAUAGGAACUUGUAUUCUGGACAUUUUCCCUCUCCAAAGAUAAGACAUUAUUGGAAUACUCAAAGGUGUUGAACGCACAAUAUAAUAAAACUAGCGACCAGUCAGCCAAAGAGUUUGCUUUUAAUAUUUGAUUUAAACUUUAACCGUGUACUCAGUGGCUACAAUGAACUCAGUGAAAAAACACUUUUCCAAUCAAACAUAGCAAGUGUUGAAGAAACAUGGAACAAAUAACAAGCAGGAUUUUUUUAUACAGUAUAAGAAUAAGAAGUAAUAAUCAGUAGAAACAUAUAGAAAAUGUGACAAUUUGUCAGUUGACUGCCGCACGUUGUCAAAAAUCCUUAAGAUGUUCUCAGAAUGAACACAGCAUUGGAUUAAAGGAUCCUGGUUAUUUGAAACUAUGCCCUACAUGUCUGAACAUGAGAGGUGGAUUCUUUCAGAAACAUUCAAUUGGAGACGUGGAAUGCAAGCAUCUAGUCUUGUAUAAUAGGUCUUUCAAAUGCCACAAGAUUGUAAAACCUGAGAGCAAAAGUAGGAUAAUAUAGUCCGUAAUGAUUCUGCAUUGUGUACUUCAACAACUAACCAUAUAUUUCCUGUGUUCAAAUACAGAAUGGACACACAAAACGGUAAUAAACUGCAUUAAUCUCACAGUCAUUCCAUGAAACUGUAGAUAUGAAUCAUAAGAAUACAAGGUCAAAAAAAGAGAUGUGCAAAUAUGGAUGAUGGGAGACUUUCUCAAGCCAUGAUUUCUGACCAUCAUUUUGCACAUUCCAUGUCUGUCCCUCUGCACAAGAGGAGGAAACAAGCACUUUCUUUUGCACUCCCCCUCCUCUUUGGUGCUAUUUGCACACUGCUCGUUCCAAAGGUAAAUGCAUGCAAUAUUGUAGUAAAAGCUAAUGUAGUAAUCUCUUGCAGGAGUAUUGUGGCCUUGACUUGAGAAAUGCUGUUUUCUAAAGAAUAAACAAAGCUUGAAACUGUUAA
This is a messenger RNA of Anarrhichthys ocellatus (wolf-eel), 3363 nucleotides long. RefSeq names its product atlastin-3-like. Lineage: Eukaryota; Metazoa; Chordata; Actinopteri; Perciformes; Anarhichadidae. The transcript is spliced from 14 exons. Gene Ontology annotation, molecular function: GTP binding; GTPase activity. Bases 114 to 1649 code for a protein of 511 amino acids. The record is from RefSeq and is a predicted model, not a curated record.